This is a messenger RNA of Platichthys flesus (European flounder), 2844 nucleotides long. RefSeq names its product NACHT, LRR and PYD domains-containing protein 9-like. The coding region runs from base 153 to 2108 and encodes 651 amino acids. Gene Ontology annotation, molecular function: protein binding. The record is from RefSeq and is a predicted model, not a curated record. The transcript has 12 exons. Lineage: Eukaryota; Metazoa; Chordata; Actinopteri; Pleuronectiformes; Pleuronectidae.
UCACACAAUGUUCACAGUGGAACUUAGAGUGUGUGAGUCUACAGUCUGAACUCUGCAGAGUCUGAACCUCAGCUGCUCUGACUCUGUGUCAUGAGUCCAACCAGCUGUUAACUCGUCUCUUCUUCCAUUGAUCCACAUUCACUUCUCACAGAAUGAAAGACAGAGGUCUGUGUUCAACUCUGGUUGUGUGGAUCCUCAUCAUGUGGACUUUCACCACAGCAGAUGUUGAGGUCGCCUGCGUUUUAGAGGAGAGCAGCAUCUUACCCUGCAGUUUUCAACCUGGUCCAGACCCAGAAAUUUACUGGAUGAAGGUGAUACCAGGAAACACUCCUGUCCACUCCUACUACAGUGCCAGAGACCAGUUUGCACACCAGGGCGAACGCUUCAGAGGCCGGACAUCACUGUUCACAGAUCAGAUCUCCAGAGGAAAUGCCUCCAUCAGGCUGACAGGGCUGCAGCUUCAGGACUUGGGCAGAUACGAGUGUUACACCAGCACCCUCACUGGAGCCGGCAAGUCGUCAUUUAUCAACCUGAGAGCAGCUGCUCCGGUGCGUCACGUGGACAUUGAGCAGGUGGAGGACAGCUUCACCUGCCGCUCAGAGGGGAUCUACCCCGAGCCGCAGCUCACCUGGUCCACCAGGCCUCCGUCCAACUUGACCCUUCAGAGCCAAACCACAGUGAAGGAGACGGAGCAGCAGCUCUAUGAGAUCAGCAGCACACUGACACUGUCAGACAGAGACACUGUUCUGAUCUGCAGCAUCAGCACUCACCAUGGCAGGAGGAGCGCAGUGUGGUAUCAACCCACUCCCGUCCCUGUGUCCCUGUUUAAAACAACAACAACAAUCCACUGCACUGCUCCAAACACCAAACCCCCGACACACUGGGUGUGGAAAUUCAACCACAGUCAGAUCAUUGUGAACCAGACCGGGGUCGACGGCCUCCACAGCGUCUCAGAGCAGUGGAGGCAGCAGGUGGAGGAUGUGUCAGCGUCAGGCAGCCUCACACUGCACCACCUAUCUUCAGAUCACCAGGGAACGUUCACCUGUGAACUCAGUAGUGAAGAGGAGACGCACUUCAUCAACAGCUACGUGACGAUAGAGAAAGCUGCAGCAAUUGUGGUCGGAGUCCUCGUUGUGUGUGUAGCAUUAGGAGCUGGAGCAGGAAUCUUCUAUUUUAUAAGACUAAAGAUCACCCACCAUCAGAUGCUUCAGAGGACACAUUUAAAAUACAGAUAUGGUGAGCUCUCAAAGACUCGGUGUAAAGUCGUGGCCUCAGUCCUGAAGUCAGACCCCUCACUUCUGACAGAACUGGAUCUGAGUCACAACGAGCUGCUGGAUUCAGAAGUGAAGCUGCUGUGUUCUGGACUGGAGAGUCCAAACUGUCGACUGGAGACUCUGAGGUUGAGGAGCUGCAGACUGUCAGAGAUCAGCUGUUCUUCUCUGGCUUCAGCUCUGAGGUCAAACCCCUCUCAUCUGAGAGAACUGGAUCUCAGUGACAACGACCUGCAGAACUCAGCAGUGGAGGAGCUGUGUGGUUUUCUACAGAGUCCAACCUGUCAACUGGAGACUCUGAGGUUGGAGCACUGCAGACUGUCAGAGAUCAGCUGUUCUUCUCUGGCUUCAGCUCUGAGGUCAAACCCCUCUCAUCUGAGAGAACUGGAUCUGAGCUACAACAAGCUGAGCGACCCAGCAUUGGAGGAGCUGUGUGGUUUUCUACAGAGUCCAACCUGUCGACUGGAGACUCUGAGGUUGGAGGGCUGCAGUCUGUCAGAGAUCAGCUGUUCUUCUGUGGCUUCAGCUCUGAGCUCAAACCCCUCUCAUCUGAGAGAACUGGAUCUGAGUGGAAACGGCUUGCAGGACUCAGCAGUGGAGGAGCUGUGUGUUUUUCUACAGAGUCCAACCUGUCGACUGGAGACUCUGAGGUUGGAGAGCUGCAGACUGUCAGAGAUCAGCUGUUCUUCUGUGGCUUCAGCUCUGAGGUCAAACCCCUCUCAUCUGAGAGAACUGGAUCUGAGUAACAACGACCUGCAGGACUCAGAAGUGGAGGAGCUGCUUGAUCUACAGCAGAGUUCAACCUGUCGACUGGAGACUCUGAGGUGGUGGUCUUAGUGGAGCUGAUUGUGAAGAGGACAGUGUGUGUGGACUGAGGCUAAGCUGUGUCCUGAGGAUCCAGAGGCUGAAGCAGCAGCAGCUUAUGUGUAGAGCGGCUCUGACUGGGCCUCGCUGCUGGGAGGCAGAGUGGAGACAGAGCUCCAGAGGAAUCAGAGGAGGUUGUUGUAAUAUGUAACUUCACCACUAGAUGGCCUUCCACACCGAUUGUGUUUAUUCACAUGAAGAAUGUGUUUAUUGAAAUGACAUAACACAAGCAGAAUAUAUAAACCCUCUGUAAAGAGUCACAUAUAUGUAUUUUUUUAUUUUUUUAUUCUGCUCCACCUUUGUCCCUCAAUAUUUCUCCAUGUUGGUAUAACCACAUUCUGUUUAUAUGUUUGUUUAUGAUCUUAAAGUUCCUGGAUUCACGUCAGAAAAAUCAAAUCACUUUGAGUUUAAAAAUUUAGUUUUGUCUUUGACACAAAAGAUCAAAACUCUGGACUUAAAAAUGGGACGUUUUCAUUCCUGCAUCAGGUGCAGAGCGGUGGUGGCUUUUCUACUUUUGACCCACAGGUGGCGCUGCAGUAUAACAGCAGCACAUCCCAGUCAAAGCCUUUAUAUUCAGUCUAUGAGUCAAACACAUGGAUCAUUUCCUCUGUGACAAACCAGAUGUAACGAGAAGAAAAACAUCUCAGAGAGAAAAGUUCUGUUUCUACUUGUCUCUGCUUUAAUGCUCAAUAAACAUCCUUCCACCGAC